AGUCACGAGGAGGUAAUGCUGGGGAGGGACAGACCUGGCCUGCUGACAGCAGGGCGGGCCUCACUAAGGACAGCCUAUAGGCGGCUCACACUCUGUUUCACUUCCCGCCACUGCUGCCAGCAAGAACCAGCCAGACUGCACCCUGAAUCACUGCUGCCUGACUACUACUUGGCUCAGCGGCAGGCACCGACCAUGGGCUCGCAGGCACCAGCCCAGGGUCCCGUGCAGACCCUCAUCUUCUUGGACCUGGAGGCCACUGGCCUGCCUUCCUCUCAGCCCAAGGUCACGGAGCUGUGCUUGCUGGCUGUACACAGAUGUGCCCUGGAGAGCUCCCCCACCCCUCAGGGGCAACGUCCCACAGUGCCCCCACCACCCCGGGUGGUAGACAAGCUCUCUCUGUGCGUGGCUCCAGGGAAGGCCUGCAGCCCAGAAGCCAGUAAGAUCACAGGCCUGAGCACAGCUGUACUGGCAGCACAUGGGCGUCAACGCUUCGAUGUCGACCUGGCCAACCUGCUCCAAGCCUUCCUACGGCGCCAGCCACAGCCCUGGUGCCUUGUGGCACACAACGGUGACCGAUAUGACUUCCCCUUGCUCCAGGCAGAGCUGGCUGUCCUAGGCCUUGCCAGCAUUCUGGAUGGUGCCUUCUGUGUGGAUAGCAUUGCUGCCUUGAAGGCCCUGGAGCAAGCUGCCAGCCCCUCGGAGCAUGGCCCAAGGAAGAGCUACAGCCUUGGUAGCAUCUACACACGCUUGUAUGGGCAGGCCCCACCAGACUCCCACAUAGCCGAGGGUGACGUCCUAGCCCUGCUCAGCAUCUGUCAGUGGAGGCCACAGGCCCUGCUACAGUGGGUUGAUGCUAAUGCCAGGCCUUUCAGCACUGUCAAGCCCAUGUAUGGGGUCACAGCCUCUGCUGGAACCAACCCAACACCAUCUGCCACCACAGCCACUAUACCCCUGGCUAGAGCCAGGGACACUAGUCCUAACAUUGGCAGGGGCAGGAAGCCCAAGACCCUUCCUCCCCUCGAGGGCCCUGAAGCCUCACCCAGGGAGGGAUUGCUGGCCCCACUGGGCCUGCUGGCCUUCCUCACCUUGGCAAUAGCCACACUGUAUGGGCUCUCCCUGGCCACACCUGGGCAAUAGUUCAAGAAGGAAAGUCUAACUAAUAAAGACCCCCUACACACACACACAGCAUUGAGUGGCCACUCACCUCUACCCUCCUUAGCAGCCUUGGAGCCUUCUGCACCUCUGCCCACACUCAGUGGCCUGGGGAGGGGGCCAUAGAGAAUGGCAGUCUUUGUCCUUCACCCUCCCCAGCAGGAUGGUCAGAU
Nyctereutes procyonoides (raccoon dog) is the source of this 1325-nucleotide messenger RNA. RefSeq names its product three prime repair exonuclease 1 (gene TREX1). The record is from RefSeq and is a predicted model, not a curated record. Gene Ontology annotation, molecular function: 3'-5'-DNA exonuclease activity; nucleic acid binding. The transcript is spliced from 2 exons. Gene Ontology annotation, cellular component: cytoplasm. Lineage: Eukaryota; Metazoa; Chordata; Mammalia; Carnivora; Canidae. The coding region runs from base 16 to 1137 and encodes 373 amino acids. Gene Ontology annotation, biological process: DNA catabolic process.